Musca vetustissima is the source of this 1131-nucleotide messenger RNA. Its product is annotated as sodium-independent sulfate anion transporter-like. Gene Ontology annotation, biological process: transmembrane transport. NCBI's taxonomy places the organism in Eukaryota, Metazoa, Arthropoda, Insecta, Diptera, Muscidae. Gene Ontology annotation, cellular component: membrane. Gene Ontology annotation, molecular function: sulfate transmembrane transporter activity. The record is from RefSeq and is a predicted model, not a curated record.
AUGUCAGCAGACAAACUAGCUACAGAUCCAGCAAUUGAUGGCACAAUCAAACCACCACCCAUAUGUCAUCUUUAUCGGAACUUUGAGGCGUUCUUUGACGAACGAGCCAAUGAACUCUGGCACAAAGAAACUAGCUACACAACAAUGAAAUCCACCAAAGAGCUGGCCUAUCGUUUAUUGCCCGGCCUUAAAUGGCUGAAGGGCUAUACGGGGCAAGAUGCAUUGUCUGAUUUAAUUGCCGGUAUAACCGUUGGACUUACAGUACUGCCACAGGGUUUGGCCUAUGCCACAUUGGCGGGAUUGGAACCGCAGUAUGGUCUAUAUUCCGCCUUUGUGGGUGGCAUAAUUUAUGCAUUUAUUGGUAGCUGCCGUCAGGUGACAAUCGGUCCCACCGCUUUGCUGGCCUUGAUGACCAGCCGUCAUACUGGCUUUGGUUUAAAUUCUGGACCGGCUUAUGCCAUAUUGUUGUGCUUGAUAUCGGGCGUGGUGGAAUUGUUAAUGGCGGUCUUGAGAUUGGGCGCUUUGGUUGAUUUAAUUUCUUUACCCGUUACGGUUGGUUUUACAUCGGCCACAGCUGUUAUUAUUGGAACAUCACAAAUUAAGGGUCUCUUGGGUUUGCGUGGUGGUUCCGGCUCCGGUUUCAUGAAUACCAUGAAAUCAGUAUUUUCAAAUUUAGAUAAAAUCCGCAUUGGAGAUUUUAGUUUAGAAGUUGAACAAAAUUAUUCCGCAAUGUUUGAAGAAUUGGGACCAUCAAUGAUUAUUUUACCAAUUAUUGCGGUGUUGGGUAAUGUGGCGAUAUCGAAGGCUUUUGGUGGUGCGGGUAUCUCACCAACACGUGAAUUGGUUGCCCUAUCGUUGAGUAACAUUUGCGGUUCAUUCUUUUCAUCGAUACCAGUGACGGGAUCAUUCUCACGCAGUGCCGUCAAUCAUGCCAGUGGUGUUAGGACACCAAUUGGUGGAUUUUAUACCAGUGCUUUGGUGUUAUUGGCCUUGGGUCUGCUGACACCAUAUUUCCAAUAUAUCCCCAAAGCUUCACUGAGUGCGGUAAUUAUAUCGGCGGUUAUAUUUAUGAUUGAAUUUGAGGUUAUCAAACCCUUGUGGCGUUGCAGCCGCCGUGAACUGUUACCCGGU